UGGUCCACACUUCCUCCACCAAAACUCUAUAAAUGUCAAACCCAAUCUCAAGCAAUUACUCGAGCAAAUUGAGUAAAGUUUUGCAUGCCAUGAAAAUGGGAAUGGUGGUGAGAUCUCCAUCUUUUUUCUUCUUCCUCCCCUUCAUUUUAGCUCUUUCGAUUCAAUCCUCUGGUUUGUCAAUGGUUGAUUUAGAACCUGAAGCAUUGCUGAACUGGAAAACUAGUUUGAAAAAUCACACUUUGGUUUCAUGGUUUCUUAAAACCAGCAACUCCACCAGCCAUUGCAGUUGGAUUGGCAUCAACUACAAUAAUGAUAGAAGUGUAGUCGAGGUUAACCUCUCAAAUUUUGAUUUGGAAGGGACUCUCAAUCAAUUGAACUUCUUCUUGUUGCCCUAUUUGACCAGCCUGAAUCUCAGCAUGAACUAUUUUUUACAAGGGAAAAUCCCGAAGAGUAUCGGCUCCCUUUCGAAACUCAGUUUCUUGGAUUUGGGAGACAAUCAGUUUACGGGGUCGGUACCUGAGGAGAUUGGCAAUCUCACUGACCUUCGCUUCAUUUCUCUAAGUGGAAAUGAUCUUAGUGGCCCCAUCCCUUAUCAGCUGGGUAAUCUGCAAAAGGUAUGGCAUUUAGACCUUCGUAGGAACAAUUUGAACUCUAUUGACUGGUCAAAGUUUACAGGUAUGGAGUCUCUUACUCACCUCUACCUAUACGACAAUUUUUUGGUAGAUUUCCCAGCCUUUGUUUCCCGAUGCAAAAACUUGGUACUUCUUGAUUUGUCUGAAAAUGAAGUAAGUGGUGGAAUCCCCAUUCAAAAGGUUUCCAGUCUGAAAAACCUCCAAGUCCUCGACCUUAGUGUUAAUUACUUUCAAGGGCCCAUUCUUGCUGAACUUCAGAAUCUGAUGAGGCUUCAAGAACUUCAACUCUAUAGCAAUAAUCUCACGGGUGCAAUUCCUCAUGAAAUCGGCUUUAUCUUUGGGUUCCGAAAACUAGACUUGAGGUAUACUUAUCUCACGGGAUCCCUCCCCCUCUCCAUAGGAAACCUUUCCAAGCUGACUUACUUAGAUCUAUCUGGAAACCUAUUCACAGGAUCCCUCCCUCCCUCCAUAGGAAACCUUUCCAAGCUAACUCACUUAUUGCUAAGUGUCAACAAUCUCACAGGAUCCCUCCCUCCCUCCAUAGGAAACCUUUUCAAGCUGACUGACUUAUAUCUAUCUGGAACCCACUUCACAGGAUCCCUCCUUCCCUCCAUAAGACACCUUUCCAAGCUAGCUUACUUAGAUCUAUUUGGCAACAAUCUCACAGGAUCCCUCCCUCCCUCUAUAGGAAACCUUUCCAUGCUUAGUCAAUUGUACCUAUCUAAUAACAAUUUAUGGGAUCUCUUCCUCCUGAGAUUUGGAAUCUUAAAUCCAUAAUUAAUGUGGAUUUAAGUUCAAAUAGAUUUCAAGGCCAAUUAAUACACCGCGUCUCACCCUCAAGGACUUCAACUUCUAUACAACUACGACAACUUUUCUGGAAAUACUAGGUUGGGUUUGGGACAAAAUUUUGAAAUGUUGAAUACCAGCUCCUCAACUGAUCUACGUCGUCAGAUUUGCAAAAGCAAGAAAUUAUUGCGGGGAUUCUUGAAACAUUGUACGAGCACAGUGACAAUCCGAGCGGUUGCAUGCUAUCACCGAGUCAACACAACUGAUACUUAUGCCAAGCUUCCUAAUUACAACAACUGUAUCUCUCAAACAAUCAAAUUUCUGGUUGUAUUUCAGAAAAUAUUGGAGAAGUCAUGCCAAAUCUAUCGCUCUUGGAUAUCUCCAAUAACAGUAUUUCAGGAUUUAUUCCCAACUCGACAAGGAAUAUGGAGGGUUUGAUAGUUCUUCAUCUUUAUGAAAAUAAAUUGAUGGGUCCUAUUCCCACUUCCAUGGGAAACUUGAAAAAUUUGAGGACAUUAAGGUUGAGAGAGAGAGAGAGA
Amborella trichopoda is the source of this 1957-nucleotide messenger RNA. RefSeq lists its product as uncharacterized. Gene Ontology annotation, molecular function: protein binding. The record is from RefSeq and is a predicted model, not a curated record. Lineage: Eukaryota; Viridiplantae; Streptophyta; Magnoliopsida; Amborellales; Amborellaceae.